AGCUUUGCUCCGCCACUCAUCUGCUUAUAAACUCGUAUUAGGCUGUUACCGUUUCGUUACUUGAUUAGCUUUCAGCGUUAAAAUGUCCGUCGUUAAGUACACUGUAGUUUCUGGAUGUAUCCAAGCUCUACCGUCGCUGCCCAAUAGUAUUUCUGAGGAAAAUGGGAUACGCUGAGUGUAACAUUAGCAUGGAAUCAAGAAUAGGGAGUGUAUCAUCUGGAGGGGGCUGCAGUGUGAGAGGACGGACUUCAAAAAGUAGCCCAUUCUGCCCUCGCUCCUCCAGCAUGUUGACACAGUCCAUCGUAAAAGACCACAUGGUGUCUCAUUACAAGAAGGUUUACUCAGCUAAAGCUGCCAUUGAUGCCUCAGUACCCAAAAGCCUGAUACACAGUGUAAAGUACAAUGACCAGAUCAGACAGGAGCGGUUGAGGAGAGGGGGUCGUCCUCAGUCAGCCAGUUCUCUCUCCCAGAGGAACAGCAGAGCCUCCUGCUCACCUGCCCUGAGUAGAUUAUCUGUGCAGUAUGAUGACAGCCGCUACCUCUACUCAAGGAGUUCCUCAGUAUCCAGCCCAGGGUUCAGCUCCUCCUUCCAUGCCAAGGAGAUAGUUUAUCCAUCGUAUACAGUGGAUUCUGACAAGUUCUCUCAUCACAUACGGCCAGCUUCAGAAAUAAAAUACCGUAGUCCUGAGGCAACUUCACACAGAAGGCAGUCAGCAUAUUCAAUGGGAGCUUCAGGAGAUCACAGUCACUACACGUCUUUCCAGGACCCUGUUCAGAAGACUUACAGCGGAGACUUGCUCCAGAAACAUUCACAGCACUUUACCCCAGACAAACCCUUCACCCCUAAGACCCUGAAGUCAGAAAAGAGUUCAUACCUUUCACAAUAUCGCUACUACCGAGCUCCCCGGAGGAAACCUACUCAGGAUAGCACCAGCUCAAAAUGUAUGCGACAGGAGACAUAUCAUGGAAGCACAAAGCCCAAGAAAUACACACAAGAAUUCUAUGAGCCAUCUCAGCAGGGAUUUCUUACAGAGCACGAGUGGUCUGAAGAAGAAUUCAAUGGCACAUAUUUCUCUGCAUCGAGACAACAGAGUCGAGCACACAAGAGCAGAGACCGUGAUUUAUUUGACUCCUCAUCCAGGGGCUCACUGGACGGCGAUAAAUCUUCCAUCAACAAAAGUUUAUCUGCAGAGGAAGAAGAAUUAAUGUACCUCGAAUUCAUUUCUGCUGUAACAGAGGAUAUAUUGUCCAAGGGGCACAUCUCUGACAGGUUCUUAGACCGGGUGAUGAAUCGCCAUAUCGACAUGAAUCGGCAUCAGCUUGAUGUGGGUAAAAUGCGCCACCUUCUGGAAGUGCUGCGUAAAGAGUUUGAAGAGCCAGCCAACUCAUUCACCCCCAGUACAGAGAUAGAAAAAAAGAAAAAUGAUCGGGGUGAUUCAUUCUUGCCAUAUGUUGAAUCAGGAGGGAAACAAGAAAAGACCAAAAAAGACGAUGACCUUCUCUCCUAUGCAUCACUUAUUAAAUCCUGCGAUUUGCAAGAUUAUGCUGAUCCCCUCUUGGUGUCUACACCCUUAUACUCUCCUGGAAAGACUGCUGCCUCACCAACUGAAACAAACGAAAAGGACGAAGCAGUUAACAAUCAGGAAGAAGGCAAUAAAUCUCCUUGUCUCCGUGACCAUGCUUCUAAUAAUACGGAAAUCAGUGAAGAAGUCCAUCAAAAUCAAACAGGCACAACUGAGUCAAACAAAGAAGUCACCUCUGAAAACCAUGAAGUUACCCCCAUAACCAGUGACCGAGACCAAGAAGAAGUCAGUUAUGAUGGACAAUCUAAAGAACUUGAAGAUCUGGGGAGAAGUUUGUCAGAGUCGCUUCAUGUAUCCAGCAAUAAAAACCACGGCAAUGAGGAUACUGUUGCUGAGCAACCUGCACAUUCAGUUGCGUCUGUCAGUGAUGACGAGUUCUGAGUUUUACCUGUAUUCUGUGAUUGAAUGUUCUUUUAUAUUCUUGUUACCAAGUGAGUGUUUUUUCCAGAGAGAAAUGUAAUAUUUGAAAUUUCUGAAAGUAUAGUUUUGUAUUUGUGAUUUAUCACUGGUUGUGUUGUAUUGUCCAAUUUUUUUUUAAAACCCCACCAAAAUGGUGUUGUUCUAUUCUGAAUUAAAAAAAAAAAUGUUUACAAAAAUAAACAGGGUUUUUAAAGUACAACAGAGAAAUUAUAAUUUCUAAUUUGGGAUAUUGUAAAGUGGCCACUUACUGGCCGUAGUGGUAUAUCUUCAAAUGACCCUCAGAUUAAAUGUUCUAGAUUGCCCUGUGGUAUCUAGUGAGAAUAGCCAAUUUGCACUGUCAGAUGUGUGAAAUGUGUGGUUUCAUUUUGAUUUAGUCGAUUGUAGAGUUUACCUAUAGUCUUAAUGUAGCUACUGUUUACAUUUGUUGAUUUCCAAAAAACAACAACAACAC
This is a messenger RNA of Notothenia coriiceps (black rockcod), 2454 nucleotides long. It is a transcript of the gene spata7, whose product is annotated as spermatogenesis associated 7. Lineage: Eukaryota; Metazoa; Chordata; Actinopteri; Perciformes; Nototheniidae. The coding region runs from base 162 to 1964 and encodes 600 amino acids. Gene Ontology annotation, cellular component: axoneme; rod photoreceptor outer segment; photoreceptor distal connecting cilium. Gene Ontology annotation, biological process: photoreceptor cell maintenance; microtubule cytoskeleton organization. The transcript is spliced from 12 exons. The record is from RefSeq and is a predicted model, not a curated record.